AUGACCAUUAAAGGGAGCCCAGCUGACAUGAAAAUCACCAGUUCGCACAUCUAUAUCAAUAUUAUCAAGGAGACCCAGAAGGCCAAGCGCUUCUGGCAAACCGUCAGGGGACGUAUCUCUUCGGCCGACCUCGCACCCGUCCUAGCCACUCUAACACCAAUCAAAAAAUCAGCGAAAAAGAGAAAGCAGAAACCGAAGUCCAUACUCAACCCGUCGUCUAGACGUGCUAGGGCCAUUCCAUCAGAGACCGCUGGCACGGGUGCAUCCAAGUCCAGAAAUCAGGCAGUUCUCAUGGACACGGUCCUCAGUGCCAAUUUCGAGACAGUUGUGUUGAACUACGACACUCUUUCGACGCAGCUAAGGACCGAUUUGUCCGAGGUCAUGGGUGCCGACGGGGCUGAACGGGACCAGUUCCACAAGCAUGUCAUUCACGCAGUUCAAGAGAUAGUACGUGCAGCGACAGACACGGUCGGAUGCACUCAGCAGGCGAUUGUGGCGUACAUCGACGCUGUCACGGCGGAGGAGCAGCUAGGCAACUUGGGAACAUACACGGUUGUCGGGGUUGAUCCAGGGGUCAGGAAGAUUGCCACAGCGAUCGUUAUUAGCACGGCGGAUCGGUCGUUGGCGAAAAAAGUCUUGGCUUCGCAAGGAUUGCACACCUACGCCAAAAUUCCACAGGGCGAAGAGAAGGGCUAA
This is a messenger RNA of Gamsiella multidivaricata, 696 nucleotides long. RefSeq lists its product as uncharacterized. The record is from RefSeq and is a predicted model, not a curated record. Lineage: Eukaryota; Fungi; Mortierellomycota; Mortierellomycetes; Mortierellales; Mortierellaceae. Bases 1 to 696 code for a protein of 231 amino acids. The transcript is spliced from 4 exons.